GUAACUACAGGUUCAUUCUACUGUUGUGUGUUUUAUGAUUGAACGACAAAGUGUGAGAUAGAACAGACCAAAUUACUUGCUUGUUAAUAAACUGUGGAAUAUUGAAGCACGAAGGGUAUUUAGAUAACAGUUUUGGAAAAAUAUUUUCGUUCAUACAAUUAGAUCGUGAAAGUGAACUCACGAAGCUUAACGAACGAACGAACGAUCACAAGAAAGACACAUCACCAGUCCGUUUUCUAUUUAUUUUGGAGAAUUGAUUGCGCAUUUUAAUAUAUAAUUUUUAUAUUUCCUACAAGAUAAUUGUCCGCACAAAAUGUCCACGCGAUACAUGAAGAGGAUCUACGGCGGCAAUGCCAUUCGCGAGGAAAAUAACGAAGCUGCCAGCGACACGGAGGUGUCAGUGACGAAUGACACCAAGUCCAAGUCCUUCAACGUUUUCGACGUGUUAAGUCAGAGCUCGGACAACGAUGAGCAAGAUACUAGUGAUAAGCAAGAUAACGAGGACCUGGUUGCGAGUGAUGGCAACGAAAAUUGCAACGACAUGAAACGCAAGAAGAAGAAGAAGAAGCGGAGGAAGCCAGAGAAUAUUAAGAAUCAGCAGUUGCAGCAGCACGAUGUGGAAAGUAAUGACAGUGUGGAUGAAGUUGAACGAAGCAUAUGGGAAGUGAAUAAAUUGUUGGGAGAGCCAAGUGUGGCAGGUUGCAGUAAUCAAAUUUUAGAACCACAAUGGAUUAAUAAUAAAUCUAAGGAAGACGUACUGAUUGUGCAGCACAAACAUCUGAAUCCGUAUAAUGAAUUAAAGAGAAUCUUUGGCAGUAAAACUGUGGAAGCCGAACAGAGCAAGACAAGAAACAGAGGUCGUUCCGGACACUUAAGGAAGACGUGGUUGGUCAGUCCACGCGACAAUUGGCCACCACUAGGUAAAUUCGGCUUGACAAUGUCUUUCGAUCAUGGCAUGGACGAUACAGGGAAUGCACAAUAUUUUGUAUACCAGCACAGCUCUUCGUACAAACAGAUCCAAUUGAAAUUUCUGCGGGCUGUUGAAAGUUUAAAUCCAGAAAAUAUAAUCAGCAUAAUAAAUGCACACCCUUACCACGUGGACGCUCUCCUGCAGACGUCCGAAUUGUGUAACGUAAGCGAGGAUCUGGCGAUGGCAGCGGAAUUCGCCGAACGAGCCUUGUACAGUCUGGAGUGCGCGUUCCAUCCGUCCUUCAAUCUAACGACCACGCAGUGUAGAUUGGAUUACAGGAAGCAACAAAAUCGCGCACUUUUUAUAGUACUCUUCAAACACCUUGGAUUUGUCGGCGGACGGGCUUGUUACAGAACGAGCUUGGAAUUUUGCAAGCUACUUCUGUCGUUGGAUCAUGCCGAUCCACUGGCGGUGAUCCUAUUCAUUGAUUUCUACGCCUUACGAGCCAGGGAGUACAAGUGGUUCGUCGAGUUCUGCAAUCUGUGGGAGAGCUCCCGCAAUUUAUCCCAGUUACCGAACAUAGCAUACAGCCUGGCCCUGGCUCACUUUCACCUGGGAAACAAAGCCGACGCCGACAACCUUUUGCAAAACGCUCUCAUCAUGUUUCCGGGCGUGCUCGCGCUCUUGCUGGAAAAGUGCAGCAUACAAACGGACGCUAAGGUAAUGUAUCACGCAUUUUUCAACUCUCGAGCGCAAGCCAGCACGCCACCGGCCUUGGAGAAGCUGCAAAAUUUAUACGUGCUGCGUAGCUUCCACCUUUGGAAGGAGGCAGACAUCUUGCCGUGGCUGAAAGAGUGCGUUCACGCGGUGCUGAAUCGAGUUGAGUCCAAGGACGAUUACGUCAAGUUCUGUGACGUGAAGCGCGGAAAACGCUAUCAAGGGAGACUACCAAAAAAUAUUUUAAGGCAUAUCAUACUAGCGGACUUGAAAGAAGUUACGGUUAUCGUCCAAGAGGUUCAUAAUGAAAAUCCGGUGUUAUCGCACGAUCCAUUACCGCCAACGGACAGCAUCGACAUUUACAGGAGGCCUACAAUGAAUACCAGAGCACCUCCAAGCAGUUCAAAUUUCGUUUCUCUCUUUUUCUCCUCGCUGUUCACAAAUCUCGACGAUGAGACGGCAGCUGCUGCUUUAAACGGCUUAAAUUUAUUCGAGGAGAAUGAUGAUCAUGCAUAGUAGCAACUCUUUCCUAAUUACGUGGAACUUGAUAAUGAUAAUAACACCUAUAGAAAUUGUGCAGUUUUAAUAAUAUACGAAAUAUAAGAACAUACAAAUAACUGAUAGCAGAUAGCAGUGAUCCAGUAGGGAUCAUUUCAGGAUCAUUUAAUUUUACGUAUAAAGAAGUGGCUGCGAUAUCAAAUCCGGAGUUUUCAUCGGUGGAGAGUCAAGUAAUUUCUGAAUAUGUAUGGCAAUACCGCCAUCAUCGUGCACGCAAUUAAAUCGAUCAGCGAUCAUUGUAACAUCAAAAGUUAUCGUGUAUAUAUGUGUACGCGUUGGAAAUAUGGUGGAAGUAUCUAUAUUGCAGUAGAUGGAAUACGCUGUAAAUCCUAUAUAUGCAUCUCAUGUACACUGUAUACAUGUAUAUCGUUCAUAUAUCGCGAACGAUCAUUGCACCGAAUAUAAAAGAUACGAAUAAAA
Messenger RNA from Ooceraea biroi (clonal raider ant), 2605 nucleotides. RefSeq names its product Nuclear localized protein 1 (gene Nulp1). Gene Ontology annotation, cellular component: RQC complex. The record is from RefSeq and is a predicted model, not a curated record. Lineage: Eukaryota; Metazoa; Arthropoda; Insecta; Hymenoptera; Formicidae.